AAUUUUCACACGCACUUGGCCCACACCCCAUCGCAAACACCACCCUCAUCGAACAAAUGUUACGUAACUCGCUAGCAAAACAAAAGCCAAAUUUCCGGGAACUCAAUCCAGGCAAACAGCAAUCACAGCGCUACUGCCCUACAAUGCCAGCGCUCAUCCACCGACAUUCCUCUUUGUUCGAUGGCACUCGGCGUAUUGUCAGUUUGACAGAUGGCUGCCUGUUUGUAACGGGAGCAGGCCCUCGCACGCUGGGUGAGUACCCGUCGUUGCGAGUGCGUGCCAUGCGCACUCACAGCAUUGGUUCGUUAUGGCAACCACAAAAUCGAGCAGUUGAGAAACAGGGAGAGAAUUUUCCCGUUCUGGAUACCACGAUGUCACGAGAUCACAAAGCCACGAGAUGAGAGCACCAAGCAUGAUGGCACCAAGCUUUUGGCUAGAAAAUCACGACCUGCUACCGGACCCAUCUCAGUUCCGCGUUAUCCUCGUUCGUGUGUAGGGUUCAAAGUUUGAUACCGACCGGUGCACGUUAGUGGAAAUUGACUGUUUUUCCCAUUCUCUCCAUUGUGGGAGUUUGAUUUAAAGUUAAAUGGUGUUUGAAUGUUGAAAGCUGAGAAAGUUUACUAGGGCCGGCUGUCGAGCGUGAAUGGCAGCCGAAACUGUGGAAGGAUACGCAUGAAACUCGGAUAAUAUCGCGGCAUAGCUGCCAGUGGAUGGUGUCAGAAGGUGUAAGGUGUGCUGUUUUGGGUGCGCUAGGAUAGUGGGUUGGUGUGUUGUUAACAAGGUCAGGAGAUCAAAUGCGACAUCAGCAGCGACAGAAGAAAAUGAAAAAUCGUCUGCCGUGACUACGACGGACGGUGGCGUCUAGAGAAACCACGCUUGCUCUGAACUGAAGGGGAUGAAUGUGUGGCAAAGGGAUUAAACUGUUGUUUUCGGCACGAGUGAAUAAAGCAAUUAUUAUGCGCUUUUCUUCCUCCUGAAUGGGAGGCAAAUGAAGAAUAAAUGAUGAUGAUGUGUGACGUGAUUUGAAGUACGGUGAACAUAUUAAGUCAGCAGAGGCGUUUUCCAAGCAAAGUGCAGAGUGGGGGAUAUAAUUGCAUUUCCGUCAUUUAAAAUCCACUAAGGCAUUGCAGAGGAAGCACGGCUUACCGCCCGCUCACAUGAAGGUGUGUGUUGGUUGAUGGGGGUGGUUGAUAAAAUUUACAUAAUUGCAACCCCAAGUCGUGGCGGCGGGGACUAUUCAUGAAUAAAAUUCGAAGGCUUCAAAUACCACGAAAGCAUCCUAUUACAUCCCACGUUGAGUGCGAGGAAGUAAUUAUGUAAAAAAUAUACAGGUGAAUUACACGAGUGAUGGCUUGACUAAGUGAUACGUGGAAGAAACAUCCCAACGAAAUUGAAAUCUACAUCGUUUGUCUCAGAACAACAAUAGCAUACGAGCACAAUGGUAUCUUCCGUGAAAGAAGUAAUAGCAACGAAGCGUGGAUGCUGCUAGAGUGAGUUGACGUAAUGCGCAAACCAUACACAAUUGAUAUUCAUUAGUGCGGUUUCCUAUCGGCACGAUAUCGACGGUAUAUUCAUGAGAAGGAUGAGUUUGCCUUUUGGCUAGGUGUGUAUUUGCGGCAGUGUAUUGGCAGAGGCACAUCUGGAGGCUAGGAAUCACACUCCGAUGAAAGUGCACCGAGAGAAGCUAUUUGUUCAAUUAUUGUUGGCACCGAGAAUGCAACACACAUGGCCCGACAAUAGAAUGGUGUGAAGCAGGCGAAAGAUAUUAUCUGCAAAAUGCAGCUGUGUCAUUUUCCGUUGUGUUGAGUGCUUUUGAAGAUAUACAGCAGUAACAAGCAAAAGUGGUGGAAAAGUGGAAAAAAUCUUGAUUGCAUAAAACAGAGAAGCAAAAUGAAUCACCGUGGAGCCAGCACUAAUCUAGGAUUCUUUUACUGUGGAUUAAUCUUAGCAUCGCUGGGGAGUAGUUUAGCAACGAGAAUAUUCGACAUCGAAAGCAUACCGCUGGUGAAGUACAUUGCCGUUGCUGGACGUAACGUUACUUUAAGCUGCCCGGGGGUAAAUGAACACUCGCUGGUGGACAGUCUCACAUGGAAAACCAGCAUCACGGUAGCCGAGUUUGUCAACGGACUACCGCUAGCCAGUAAUAAUAGGAUAACACUGCUACCUGAUAAUUUUAGUCUCCACAUAAGUCCAACGGUCGCCUCGGAUACGGCCGAGUACAGCUGUCUGGUGAACGACCGACACAGUCCAGAAGCCAUCGUGGAUUUGUUAGUACAAGACGUUCCGGAUCCACCGGGGCGGCCACUGGUCGUCAGCUUCACGUCACGUUCGGUGCACCUGUCCUGGGCACAUUCACAGGAUCCCCGUAAUGCACCUGUAACGAAUUUCAUCAUCGAAACGAGGGUUGGCGAGAACGGUGGCUGGGACCAGGUGCCAGCAAUCCGAACGAAAAAUAAUGUGACAUCCCAUCAAGUGAGUGGUCUGUUGCCCUUCACUGUGUACAGCUUCCGGGUGAUUGCAAUCAAUGAGCUGGGACGAAGUCCACCGUCCAAGGAGUCGUAUUACUUCGUGACGCUGCGAGAAGCGCCAACGGGCAAACCGGUGACGACGAUUGCCCACAACACCAGCGCCAGCUCGCUGUACAUCUCGUGGAAACCACCACCACCGGACACGAUCCUGGGCGAGUUCCUUGGCUACCGGAUCACGUACCGCAAGCGGGACCCAAAUUCGGAGGAUGUCAAGGAAAUUUACAUCCGUGACAGCUCCGUCGAGAGCCACGAAAUCCACAAUCUGCAAACCUACACCCAGUAUCUGGUUUCAAUCCAGGUGUUCAAUCCGGAAGGCUUAGGGCCACCUACAACCGUUCUUGUCAUGACCGACGAAGGAGUUCCAAGUAAACCUCGUAAUUUAAGCAUUUUGGAAGUGACUUCAACUACAAUCCGAAUAAGCUGGCAGGAACCGGAACGCAAGAACGGCGUCAUUCAUGGAUAUCGAGUGUACUACGUGUAUCAGAAUCAAACCCUACUGCAUCUUCCCAUUUUGAAAAGCGAUGCCAUUCAGAACUCGAUUUACUACUACACUCUAUCCAGCCUAAAACCGUUCACCGAUUAUCGAAUCAUAGUUGCCGCAUUCACCAUGAAAUAUGAUGGUGAAACAACAGAGGUUUCCGUCCGGACAGACAUUUCCGGGCCCAGUGCGCCCAAGUUCGUCAAUUUAACCUGCUACUCUGAGGACGCCCUCUUUCUAGCGUGGCGAAUACCACAGCACUUCUACAAUUCGGUCAACCACUACAUAGUGAGCUACCGAAAUAUGGAUUACACACGAUCAAGGGAGAUCCGAAUAUCUGCCAAUGCGUCGAUCGUAGAGACGUCGGUUGUGCUACAAAAUCUGUCUACAGAUGCAAGCUACGAGCUGAAAGUUCGAGCUGCUUCCAUUAGCGUAAUCAAUCCAAAUAAGGUCAUUUUGGGACCUUACUCAGAGUUACGAAAGAUAACUCUUAAAGCGAACUGCGAUCAGCAUCCUCCACCGUCUCUGUACCAUCCGUACGCAGACUAUGAUCUGAUAGUUCUUGCAGGAGCGGUCAUUUGUUGCUUCGGAUUGCUGCUAGUAAUCCUAGCCAUUGUGCUGUGGAAAAAAUGCUUCAACACAACCUACACCAACGAAGCGGACUCCGUGAUCGCGGAUCAGAAGCAACAGCAACAGCAGCAGCAGCAAACGCAGAUCGACUGGAAGGCCACCUGCGAUACCAACGGGGUCAUCCAGACGACAGUGCCCGUGACGAAGAUCAUGCAGAAUGGCAACCAUCGACAUCUGACGAUCGACGGCGACUGAUAAAAGGUGAUCCACGCCGGUAGCUGCCUCGAUGGUGAUGAGGACCUCCAGCAGCACCGCUGGCAGCAGACCCGAAUCGAGACGCGAGUUUCACCCACCACCACCAUCCCCGUCUCCGGUUUCGGAUCCCCGGCGAGGCAUUUCUCCGGUACCACUAUGCUCUACAUCCCUGAUCUGGAGGUGGUAAUCAAUCCGGAAGCUUGAAGACUGUGUAGUGGUGAUACGCGAACCAUGGGACAAAUGGACGCAACUUGUACAGUUAGUGAAUUUAAAUGAUAUUCCAAGCACAUUCGGAUAAAGGUAUUGAGGGCGAGCAACAGAUAACAGGUAGGACAGAACACCGCAUGCUAGGAGUAAUGUUUUUUUCUGGGUUGAAGAUUCGUUAUUUUGAACAAAACAAGGUUUUAAAGAGAAAGAGGUAAACCGUGAGGAGUAUGCUUCAGGCUUGUGUAAAGUAUAGUAUUUUAUGGAUCAGCGAAUAGCAAAUGCGUCAAAAAAGAUACUUGCCAAUGAUUUUCUUUUUUUU
Molecule: messenger RNA, 4357 nt
Organism: Aedes albopictus (Asian tiger mosquito)
Lineage: Eukaryota; Metazoa; Arthropoda; Insecta; Diptera; Culicidae
Product: protein sidekick-2
Exons: 11
Coding region: 1891-3831 (646 amino acids)
Biological process (GO): cell-cell adhesion
Molecular function (GO): protein binding
Source: RefSeq, a predicted model, not a curated record